Messenger RNA from Funneliformis caledonium, 333 nucleotides. The record is from the annotation of a GenBank genome assembly. Lineage: Eukaryota; Fungi; Glomeromycota; Glomeromycetes; Glomerales; Glomeraceae.
AUGGUAUGUUUUGUUGAUCCAUCGAUGCGGAACGUUCAACUCCUUGAAUUAAUUCGUUGUGGAGAAUUCGUAAUGUUACGGGGACCACGAUCCUCUGGAAAGUCUACACGAGUACUCGAAAUUCAUAACCAGUUGAAAACCGAAGAUUUAUUUGUAUUAGUGUCUCGCGUGUAUGAUUUGAGCAAGCCAUUAUGGAAAGCGUGGGUGAAUUCUAGCAGACCUUCGGCGCUCAUUGAUGCUUCCGAAUACAACGAACUCGAUAAUCGACAUUGCAUUACAGAAAACAAGUGGAAUUAUCAAUUGGUUCUCCUUAUCGACGAAUAUAGAUUUUAA